AUUAUCUAUGUGCUCUGCUUCACUGAACUGUUUGAUGGAAACAGCGGAUGAUUCUUGGUUUAAUGUCCUGUCAGGCUGUUGGUUCCUCAAUAAACCAGAAGGUGUUUGAAUCAGCUUUUUAUUUAUUUAUUUUUAUUUAUUUAUUUUUGAGGCAGACAGUUUUACAUUAACAGCAAAUCUAAAAUUGAUGUUAACAAUGAGAGACAGAAUGUGAAGUAGAAGAUUCUAAGAAAUCAUAUCAAUUUUAGAUCAUAUAAAGAAUGAUUUGUACGUAUUUAUUUUUGUACAUUGAUUGGAUCAGAAAAUAUAAUAAAUAAUAAUAAUAAUACCUUACAUUUAUUUAGUGGUUUUUAUAUUUUCAAAUGAGUUUUUUCUAUCUUAAUAAAUAAAAUUAUUAUCUUGUUAAAUAAAAAAAAAUAAAAAAUUCGCUCAAACACGACACGAAUCUUUUAGAAACCCUUUUAUAUUAGGCGUCUGCAGUCAUUCUGCUGAUUUAAAAGCUUUGGAGCUACGUCACUUCCGGGAUGCGGGGAAGACCAGAUGACAGCUGGUUUGUUUUCAUCAACAAGGACGCUCCACGGUGGACUCUCCAGGGUCACACUGGGAAUUCCCUCCCAUGCAUGAGGUCAAACGUCCAGCCAAAAACUAGCUGCAAUUCCUUGGGACCUGCUGUGGACGGAUGCUGGACGCCUCAGCAGCAGAGGUCAGCAGCAGUUCUCUCAUCCUGGUUCUGAAAACCCAGCAGAACUUGCUCCUGAAUUCGGUGAUCCAAAACAAAUGGUGUUUCUGAGGGACCUUCAGCACAGGAACACAGGAAGGAGCUGAGCUGUCCCAUCAUCAGAGCUCAUUUCAGUGAAAGCCUGUCAGAACUGGCAGUCAUUCUCCUCCAGAGCUGAAGGAGGCGCUAGUCGGUAAGAAAGCCAUGGAGCCACCAGGGAACAUUGGGGGCUGUUCUUUCGUCGAGGCGCUGAACGAGAAGUACAGCCCGGAGAACUUUCCGUGCCGCAGGGGGCCUGGGAUGGGGGUGGUGGUGGUGCCCACUGCUGGUGUUCAGGGCUCCCCCAUGAAAGAUCGCCUGAACCUGCCCAGCAUCCUUGUGUUGAACAGCUGUGGCAUCAGCAGAGCAGGAGAUCAGGUGGAGAUCGCUGCCUUCUGCUCCCACGUCAUGGAGCUGGACCUGUCCCACAACAAGCUGCGGGACUGGAAUGAGAUUAGUAAAAUUGUUGUAAAUAUUCCCAACGUGGAGUUUAUCAACCUCAGCUCCAACCCGCUGGCCGAGUCACCUCUGGAGCCUCACGUGGCUCGAGCCUUUUCGCGCGUUCGCCGCCUGGUCCUUAACAACACCCAGAUCUCCUGGGAUGCUGUGCUGAUGCUGACUCAGCAGAUCCCCGAGCUGGAGGAGUUGUUCCUGUGCCUUAACGAGUACAGCAGCGUGAGGACCUCCAGCACCAUCUGCCCCACGCUGCGCCUCCUCCACAUCACAGACAACAGCCUCCACGACUGGGCCGAAGUCCGCAAGUUUGGCUCCAUGUUCCCCAGCCUGGACACGCUGGUCAUGGCCAACAAUAACUUGGCCUCCAUUCAGGACAGCGAGGACAUCCUUCAGCGGCUCUUCCCCAACCUCCGCAGAAUUAAUCUUCACAACUCAGGUUUAAACCGAUGGGAAGAUGUUGAGAAGCUCAACUUCUUCCCUAAGUUGGAGGAAGUGCGACUGCAGGGGAUUCCUUUACUGCAGACGUACACCAACGCAGAGCGCCGCAGCCUCAUGGUGGCACGACUUCCUUCCGUGUCGGUGCUGAAUGGCAGCGUUGUGACUGACAGUGAGCGGGAAGAUGCAGAGAGGUUCUUCAUCCGUUACUACUUGGACUGCCCUGAGAGAGAGCUGCCCUACAGAUACCAUUCCCUUGUUACCAAGUAUGGGAAGCUGGAGCCUCUGGCUGAGAUCGACCUGAAGCCUCGCUGCAGGGCCCAGGUGGAGGUGCAUUGUGAGGAGAAAGUAGAACAUUAUCCGCCUGGACCAGACUGUAGCAGAGCUACGGAAGCAGCUGACCACAGUGGUCCAGCUGUCCACCAACAGCAUGAGACUUUACUACAUCAACAAGGGCAGCGCCUUCGGUCCGGAGGAAAUGAAGUACAACGCUCGAGUGCUGCACUCCUACAGCAUCCAGGAUGGAGAUGAGAUCUUGGUUGUGCCUAAAACCAAGUGAGGAGUCGCUCUGAGGCGAACAGGAAGGAGCUGCUCAGCCCUGUUUGUUCAUUUCUGAGCUAUUUUUAAGUGAUGACUGGAGCAGCAACGCUGGCCCAAGGAGACAAAAAAGGAAAAACGUUUCAAAAAAAAAAAAAGAAAGAAACCGGACGUAUUACACAGACGAGCACUGGAAUGAGCUGACGGCAGCAGAGCAAGCUUACGCUAGCUCUCCGCCUCACGCUUCACAACACGCUCACAGCAGGAGCCACGAGUUGACAGGGAGACAUGUCGCUCUCACCUGCACUGUCAGCUGAGGGGCGGAGCUUUGGAGGAAAACAGCCCAAAGCACUGUCAAUCGGUGCAACACUUUGAAGGCAUUCUACGCUGUUGUAGCUAACCACCAAAGUUAGAAAAUGCUGGGUCACAUUUAAGAAAAAAAUGAAAUUCCUUCAAUAAUGGGUGAUUUUAGACUAGCAGUGCACAGUGAGCGAAGCUCUAAGACCCUAUGAAGUAAAAUGUGUAUUAAUUCAAAAGAUUUUAUGCUAUGAAGAAUUCAAAUUUAUACCUUUUUUGCAUUCAUAACUUUAUCAUGUACUUUAUCAGUAUGCAGAUAAAUGAUCAAGUAUUCUCCUGCCACAUCUAUACUGUGUAAUCUUCAGAAUGCAGCAUAGCUGGAUAUAACAUGCCAUAAAUCAGGCAUUUAGGCUUAGUGUAGAAGAUACAUGGAAAAACUACAUACACUCACCGGUCACUUUAUUAGGUACACCUGUCCAACUACAGAGCAUCUCUGAAAGCACAACACGUCCGAAACUUGAGGCAGAUGAGCUACAGCAGGUGUCACUCCUGUCAGCUAAGAACAGGAAACUGAGGCUACAAUUCACAUUGGAUCACCAGUAUUGGACAAUAGAAGACUGGACAAAUGUUGAGUCGCCAUUGAUGAUAGGGUCAGAAUUUGGCAUCAACAUGAAAGCAUAGAUCCAUCCUACCUUGUCUCAAUGGUUCAGGCUGGUGGUGGUAGUAUAAUGUGUGGAGACACACUUUGGGCCUCUUAGUACCAACUGAGGAUGGUUACAACACCCCAGUCUACCUGAGUAUUGUUGCUGACCAUCCCUUUAUGACCACAGUGUACCAUCUUCUGAUGGCUGCUUCCAACAGGAUAAGGCGCCAUGUCAUACAGCUGGAAUCAUCUCAGACUCUUGAACAUGACAAUGACUGGACUCUAUGGCUUCCACGGUCACCAGAUCUCAACUCAAUAGAUCACCUUUGGGAUGUAGUGGAACUGGAGAUUGGCAUCAUGGAUGUGCAGCCCAUAAAUCUCUAGCAUCUGAUGCUAUCUUAUCAAUAUGGACCAAACUUUCUGAGGAAUGUUUCCAGUACCUUGUUGAAUCUAUGCCAUGUAGGAUUAAGGCAGUUCUGAAGGAAAAAGGGGUCCAACCUGGUACUACCAAAGUGUGUCUAAUAAAAUGGUGGGUGAGUGUAUAAAAAUAAUAAACAAGUUACAGGGAAAUGUUAGAGGGAACAGUAUAGGGAAAAUGUGAUACUUUAUAUCGUAAGGGUUCAGGGAUCACCAUGGAAAUAACUGCACACCGACAGACGUCAAUUUCAAAAUAAAAUCCUGCACAUCAGCCACUGAAAAUCUGACAUUUCUUUAGAGUCAAAAGAAAAACAAACUCAUGGAACAGGCCUGGAUUUAGGUGAUGGGACCCCAAAUAUCUUGCUGGGUACUAUUUCAGCAAGUACUUUGGUCUAUUUGGUCUUUGGUCUAUUCCUUAGGUCUCUCCAAUUUGGAGGGUUCCUUGUUUGAACUCCAUGUUUUAGCUCCUUCCAUUGAUCUUUUUUUAUCCCUUCAUCCAUGUUUUGCUCUCAGCUAAAUGUUGGUGUUUUUUGAUGUUCUGCUGGAAGAUUUCUUACCUGUGAACUUUCUGACAUGAAUCGGAGCAUUUCAGUCCAGAACACUGCAAUUGUUUUGAAACAAUCUGCACAGAUUAAAGACAGAUUAACAGAUCUGCACAGAUUAAACAACUUUUAACGUGAUACACAUUGCUGAUCAAACUGUCAUAGACACUUAUUAUUGUACCUUGUUCUUGUCUAGUCUACGUUCAAAGCUGGUCAUCAAAACAUAAAGUUUAAAUAAGUGAACUAUCCCAACAAGGAUUGCGAAGUGCAGCACUUCCCUUAUUCCUAAUCUUAUUGCUCUGCCCCUCCCUCGUAAUUCCUAGACAAUGACUGAAUAGGUCUUUAGUCGUGGUUUUGUUUACAAACUUUGGUUUGAAACAGAAACGUCUGGUUGACAGCAGCCUUUAAUAGAGACCAAAUGCAAGGAACAGGGCUUGAUCUGGACCAAGUUAAGCAGACUUGGUCCAGACCAACUGGCUGUUCCAGUCUGAAUUCAUCCUCUGACACUUGAACUGUAGUCUCUUUGAAGUUUCUUCUGGGCUCCUUGGUUACCAUUCACGUUCUCUCUUUUAUUUUUUUCUACUUUUUUUUUUUUCAGCCUCAUCAAGGGAAGUUGUCCUCGGUCCUGUGGACCAUGCCUUCUGCAUAAUCUGUACAGCUGGACUCACAGGAACUGAUUGGAGAUGCCAGACUUACUAAUCACAGGUUCAAAGACCCCUGUGAAGGAGACUCACUCCUGAGCCCAACAUGUCUUAAAGCUCAAAUAGUUCUCUUCCAGAGGUGUUGUCAUUUUUGUCCAGACCUAUUUCUUUAGUUUCCUGUUAAAUUAAUCCUGUUUGAUUUUCAUUAGUUGAUUUCAAUCUUUUUUUUAUUUUUUAUUUUUUUAUGAAGGACUCCUAACUGUUUUAUCGCUGCAGGAGGCAGAUGCUGUGUGCUGCCCCCUACAGGUUUCUCUGAGGAAAUGCCUAACCUGCAGGAACCCGAAAGACCAUCUAUUCUGGAUGUUUCGCAAUUCUAUUCAGAACACAUUGUUUCUGUCAGAGACAUUUUUUUAAAUAAUCAGUGAUUUUCAACUUAUAUACUUCAGAUAUUUUAAACGAGUCAUGUACUUUAGAUUAUAGCUUUCUCCCCACACAAAUGUCUCACCUUACAGAAUUGCACACUUGAAUAAUUGUCUUAAAUUCUUUUUUUCUCUCUCUUUUUAAAAAGAAUUGUUUUAAAUUCAACUAACUUUUAUCUAAAUGUCAAAGUUAUUUAUAUUGAUGUUGAUUUACCAGUACUGUUUUGUAUUCCCUGAAGUUUAGUCCAUCACAGUUUUUCCAGUUUGAGUUAUUAUUAGUUUGAAUGUGUUUCGGCUGACCAUAAACUAAUAUGGGAAAGACAGAACGGAUUUCUCAAAAAAUAUCAUACUGUUCACUGGACAGUCUCAGAAUACAUUGAGGCAGAAGAGUUUCAGCUGCACCACAUUGCACUGCUCACCUGUACUACAAUCAAUGAACCAUAAAUUGAGAAUAAACUCCACAGUUAACAAAA
Molecule: messenger RNA, 5617 nt
Organism: Oryzias melastigma (Indian medaka)
Lineage: Eukaryota; Metazoa; Chordata; Actinopteri; Beloniformes; Adrianichthyidae
Product: tubulin-specific chaperone cofactor E-like protein
Exons: 10
Coding region: 923-2179 (418 amino acids)
Biological process (GO): protein folding
Molecular function (GO): alpha-tubulin binding
Source: RefSeq, a predicted model, not a curated record